AUGAAAUCCGAGGGAGUCCGGCGAUACAGAUGCGAACCACGACGUCAAAUUUGCAGCACAAAUAAAAUGAAUGAAUGCAUAAGAAGAAAAGCGCUAGACCUUCACAACCAUUUUAGAUCGAGGUUGGCUCGAGGUAAAGUCAGAUGGAGAAAUCGUGAGCGCUUACCGCAGGGAGCAGCGAUAUUAAAAUUGAAAUACGACUGCGAUCUUGAAAGGGAUGCCCGUUUCACUAUGAAAAAAUGCAAGAGAGAUGAGAUAGAUUACAAGGAGAUGACUGGCGAAGAAUUGAACAUUGACAUUAUAGAUCACUCCUUAGCAGGAAGUAGAUUGCAAGCGUUGAAAGUGGCUAUCUAUAAGUGGUGGUAUACAGUAAAAGAGCACGAUCCAAUCAAAGGGCUUAUGUUUACGAAAGACAUGGAAAACAAAACUAUUAAGACUUUUACUCGGAUGGCUUGGGACACCACAUCACAUAUUGGUUGUUAUGUGCGGAAUUGCAGUGACGGCUAUCACGUGUCUUGUGUAGGCAACAUCUUGAACGAUCUGAUCUACGAAAAAGGCAGAGCAUGCAGCCUAUGUAGAGAGUUCGAUUUGGCAUGCGGCCGAGAAACACGACUUUGUAUUGAGAAGAAGAAAACAUCAAAACGAUUUGGUACCACAGCAUUAACACGUCCUCGCUGA
Molecule: messenger RNA, 678 nt
Organism: Cylicocyclus nassatus
Lineage: Eukaryota; Metazoa; Nematoda; Chromadorea; Rhabditida; Strongylidae
Source: the annotation of a GenBank genome assembly